Molecule: messenger RNA, 4134 nt
Organism: Serpula lacrymans var. lacrymans S7.9
Lineage: Eukaryota; Fungi; Basidiomycota; Agaricomycetes; Boletales; Serpulaceae
Exons: 9
Coding region: 1-4134 (1377 amino acids)
Biological process (GO): intracellular signal transduction
Molecular function (GO): guanyl-nucleotide exchange factor activity
Source: RefSeq, a predicted model, not a curated record
AUGCAACAGACAAAUCUCGAACAUGAAAGAACUCGCAACUUUUCUUCGUUACCCGAAGGAGCCCAGUUAUCCCAAAUACCCAGUGCUGGCCCCACAUACUUAGAUGGUGAAAUCGACGUCGGUCUUCCACGUCACCAUCUUCUAUCACUUCAAAACUGCUCACCUGAAAUCCUGUAUAUUCCAGAUUCACAUAUUCCGGACCCCCAUCGCUUAUCUUCCACUCCGCCUGGUCUCUCUUCCGCAGGCUCCUCUUCUACAUCUAAUCGAUCAUCUGCUUACAAUAGUUCUGGAAGUGCAUUGAACUCCAAUGACUAUGAUCGUGUUCACAUGAUGUCUGGAGUAGAGGGGGAGAUUGGUAUUGCUGUAGGGAUUGCGUCAGGAGACGUGUCUCAUAUAUUCGCCGAAGGAAGCGCCCGCUCAUCGUCUACUGGACGAGUACCGAUCGAACAUACUCGUUGGUCAGAGUAUUCAACUAGCAUAAGGUCGAGGUCUUCAUCAGUCGGGUAUAGUAAUGUGAGCAGUCUACUCGAAUCUUCGAAAUCACGCGAAAACUCUAGCUUUGAUCUGGAAUGGAAGACAGUCGACGAGAAAGAUGAGGCUGAAUUGAUGACCAGUGAUGAGGCUGAUCGCAUAAACGACACCGAAGAUAGCGAUGCCGACAGUGGCAAUGAACCCACAUCCGCUGUUAUGAUCGCGGAACAAGGCCGGGGUCUCAUUCUCAAGGCUGAUGGAACACCUAUCGUCCAGCUCAGUGUAGAACCAGGCACUACACAUCUGUUGAUUGGAUCUUCAAGUACUCCCAAUGCAUUACCUUCAUUUCUUACUGUUUCACUACCACAAAUUUGCAACACGCUUUUGGCUUUGGAUAUCUCUGCAAACUUCCUCGUUGCAUUGCCACCCGCUUUGGCUUCAUGCAGACUUCUAGAAGAAAUUAAUAUAUCUUCAAAUCCCCUGCGCGUAUUACCUGUAUUCCUCAAUCAGCUCUUCUCACUUCGCGUUCUCAUCGCUGAUUCAACGGGAAUCAACAGUCUCCCAAUCUCCUUAUGCGAGCUUGAUAAGCUACAUACACUAAGUAUGAGAAGGAACAAAAUGCUAUCCCUCCCUAGUUGGCUUUGUCUGUUGCCCUCUUUGCAAGCUCUAUAUCUUGAUGGCAAUCCUUUUCGUGGGCCCUGGCAAGCCCUCGUCGAGCCAUUAAUAAUACAAACACCCACUUGUCCUACGUCACCAUCAUUGCAGUGCUCAUGGCCUGUGGAUAAAACGAUCUCGAAGGGUUCAUCCAUCGGGUCUGAUUCGGAGGAGUUAGAGUCGUCCUGCGUUGACUACGAGUCCUCUAUUACCAUCUUCCCGCAAGGGGAAGAUUCUUCUCGGCCACCUCCAAAUCUGCCAUUGGAAGGUUCAACGACAAAUACCUCGAUCCAUGUCGAACCGCAGACUCCCGCACGUCGUUUGGUUCGUACUCGUACUGCUCCUAAUAGGGCUUUCUCCGGCAAAGCACGACAGACGAAUUCACAGGAGGUUGGUUGCCUUCAAGAUUACGAGCUGCGCAAAAUGAAGAGUACUGGAGAGCUGAAGCCCAGCUGUGAAGGUUAUCUUGAGCCUUUGACACUUUCCCCAUCGCUAUUGGUCGCGCAGUCCACUACAUCGGUUUCCAGUUCAAAUAUGCUUAGCAUGGCUAACCUUCGUCCCCGUGUGGAUCGUCCAGCCGUUCCCAAGCGCUUCGCCAGUUUAGGUGUUUAUUCAGGCUUUGAGGCAGAUAGCACUAGGUCCCCAGUCCCUCAGCGACCCGGCUACGAUGAUGAGGACAACACGGAUAAUGCCAUUAUAAUAGAGUCUCCGUCAAAUAUUUCUGUCCCACAAGAAUGGGAGAGAGGCCUGGCAUAUACGCAUGGCAAGCAAAUCAAAGACAAGACUGGUCGUUGGGGAUUUCUGAAAAAAAUGUCUAUGGGUAAAAUUAAAGCUGAUCCAAAUUCUGCAGUAGCUCUGCGAUCUACUAUUGCACAUGACGAAGAAGCUAGUCAUCCCCCGGCUGAGAUGCACCAUAGUACUUCACCCUAUAGUACUUCACCCCACAUCGAAGUUCGGUUCUCCACCACAGGUAGUCUAGGACGUAUGGUGAAUAGCGCUUCCCCUAUGAACCUACCAACUGGUUUGGAGCGGAGGACUGAAUCAAUCCCCAGGCAAUCAAUCCCUCUUCCCGUCGAUCCACAGCCUAUGAAUAGCAUGCCGAAAAGGAGGAGUUUUUUGCCUGUUGACGGCUCCGUCGAUAUACCUAUGGCUUCGAUAUUUGACCAUUCCAGGAAUGCCUCCGUUGAUGAUGAUGUUUAUCGCAAAAAAGGAAAGGAUGGAGCAUCAUAUACCAGAGCUUUGCGCUCAAUCAUGGCAUAUCUCAAAGAUAUGAAUGAUUUAGGCUUGUCUCCAAAGAGUAAUUCGAGCGUAUCACGAUCGUUAUCCGAUCUAAAGCUAGAUAGGAACAUGUCAUCACGACAUAGCUCCGCUGUCGAUAACAGAACCGACCUGGAAGGAUCCAACCAUGCAACCGCUGAGAGUGGUAUUGUCACUACGGAUAGCGGCGGCUCACUGGGUGAGCGGAAAUAUAAGGAUGACAAAAACAAACGAUGGAGUAUUGUUCGUGAAAUAAUAGAGACGGAAAGGACAUAUGUGAAAGGUCUUCAAGAGCUUGUUGAUAUCUACAUCAAACCUAGCACUGGCCCAGCCAAUUUAAUAAGUGGUGUUGGAUCUAGCAAGGAGACCAUGAUACCUGCCGUGGAGCGCAAAAUUGUAUUUAGCGGUAUAGAAGCCUUAUUCUCCUUUCACAAAGAGAAUUUUCUUCCUGCACUAGAGAUGGCUAGCGCUCCAGUCAUGGAAUCAGAGCAUGGGUCAGAUUCAGAUAUCAAUGGACAAUUAUCGAUAGGUGUUGCUAAAGCGGUGGCUGGAAUAUUUCUCAAACAUGCAGCUUUUAUGAAGAUGUAUUCGACUUACAUCAAUAAUUGUGACAACUCUGCCCAGCGGAUCAGAUACUGGACGGCUGAACGUCUAGCUACAGUAAUUCCAACCUCCUUCGUUUCAGCUCAGGGAAUUAUGUCAGACACUCCUGCUUCUAGUAAUACCACUUUAACUACCAGUCAACGGAAACGAAUCAAAUCGUUUUUAAAGCGGUGCCGUAUCAAUCCCAGGCAUUCACAGCUUAACUUGGAAGGUUAUCUACUUUUGCCUGUCCAGCGCAUACCCCGUUACCGCUUAUUAUUAGAAGAACUACUACGCAGCACCCCUCCUUCCUACUCGUUGAUGGAUGAUUCGUUGGACAGAGCUGUCGCAGAGAUAUCGUCCUUAGCUAAUAAUAUGAACGAAGGAAAACGAGAGUCCGAGUCCCGUCGCAAACUUGUGCACUGGCAGGCCAGAAUACGAGGCAGGUUUCCAAGUCCCUUAGUGCAGCCUCAUAGGUAUGUCAUGAAUGGGCCUCCCUUUUCGAAGCCUGAUUCAUUCUUCUUCACGAGGCGCCUUAUCAUGGAUGGCCCUCUUCUUUUGACUCGGGUUGUACGCAAAACAGUCGUAUCAUUUGAAAUUAUCAAUGCCCAGGGUGAUGCAUCUACGGUUCAAGUAGAUUGUCUCGCACCAGAAUUAACUCCUCGUUCUCUCAUUGGUAUACUAUGCAAUGACCUAUUGGUAUUGUGUAGGGAUCCUUCAGAAGGCAACGAUCCUUUAUCACAUGUCGAUUUAUGGGCUGUAUUGCGCAUGCAGACAUUACCACAGCCUGCUAGCAUUAAGUACAAUGCAAAGAGAAGGCAGGCUAUUGCUGAGUGGAAGCAUAAGAGGGAAGAAGGACCAAACCUACCUAAUCCUCGGCAAGCGCCUCGCAUUUAUUGCACACCUCCCAAACAUCAUGCACGUGUUCCUCACCUUCCUCCUGCUCCUCCUGGUAGCCCCUCUAUUCUUCGACUAGAAACACCUCUCUCAUUCAAAAAUCUACCUGCAAACAUAGACAACAGGGACAGAGGUCAGCCACCACACAUCACCAGUGGAAGUGACCUUACCCUGGAUCCUAUUCCCCUUCACUCCAUCACCCUUCACACCACUAUUUAUUAUGCUGAUGAUGUGGUAUUUGAGGAUCUUGAUUUAUCUGACAAAACCGGAUAA